AUGGACAGCCCGCUCGUCUCGCCCGCCAAAGCACGUCAGGCUGCUAUCCAAGCCAAGGACUGGGCCUAUGUGAAUUCUUGGCUGGGCCGCCACUAUGCGCCCAAGCUGGUCCCCCAAUUCGAGCGCAACGCAGACACCCUCCGCGUCCUGUUAACCCUGGCCGCCGCCAAUGACGCGGCCGACGAGGAAGCCACUCUCCAGCACCGGGCGCGCGAAGAAGUCGUGGACGCAUUCAGACGCCAGGAAGGGGCAGACAAGAAUGACCUGCACGAGCAGCAAAAGAAUGCCCUCCUCGACGAGGUGGAACUGUGUCUCGACGACAAGGGCCAACGCGAUCUAGACGAUCUCGCCGACUCAGCUAUCAUCCUGGGGAAUACAUUGGAUCCAGCAGUAGGGGACGUGGGCCAGUCAAUCGCCGAGCUCACAGUCGAGGAAUUCGAAACCCAAACCCAGCUCGCCAAGGUCGAAACACUACACAAAUACCUCGAGCGAGAACUCGCGCGUCUCCGCCAGGAACUGGACGAGCUGCGCACCGACUCAGCAUACGAAGCCCCAUCAAAUAUCCAGGGAAUGACUACGGACUGGGCACGAGGCACGAAAAUGCUGACGGCCAAGGUCGGCGAGUACCAGGACCGCAUAGCGUCGCUGGAGCGAAACCAGCCGCAGGGCCCGACGAUUGAUGAAGUGAUGGUCGACGAGGACGGUGUCAUUCGUCUCCGCGAGAUGGUCAAGGCGUUGGAGGGCCGCGUGCGCGCGUUCCAUGACUUGCCCAAGGAUGUGCCCGGGGCGCGGGCGCGGUAUAAGCAGCUGGAGCGCGAGCUGGGCCAGUUGAUGCGGCAGCGCGAUUCGAUGUUUGGCAGUCUUGUUGAGCGGUGA
This is a messenger RNA of Penicillium lagena, 876 nucleotides long. RefSeq lists its product as uncharacterized. Gene Ontology annotation, biological process: spindle assembly. The record is from RefSeq and is a predicted model, not a curated record. The transcript has a single exon. Gene Ontology annotation, cellular component: cytosol; HAUS complex. Bases 1 to 876 code for a protein of 291 amino acids. NCBI's taxonomy places the organism in Eukaryota, Fungi, Ascomycota, Eurotiomycetes, Eurotiales, Aspergillaceae.